Molecule: messenger RNA, 5256 nt
Organism: Labeo rohita (rohu)
Lineage: Eukaryota; Metazoa; Chordata; Actinopteri; Cypriniformes; Cyprinidae
Gene: sgip1a
Product: SH3GL interacting endocytic adaptor 1a
Exons: 27
Coding region: 392-3187 (931 amino acids)
Biological process (GO): clathrin-dependent endocytosis; clathrin coat assembly; synaptic vesicle endocytosis
Cellular component (GO): clathrin-coated vesicle; cytoplasm; clathrin-coated pit
Source: RefSeq, a predicted model, not a curated record
AACUGUGGUGUCAGACUUGCGCCUUGGUGAAAGCUGGAUUUUUUAUUUAUUUAUUUAUGUAUUUAUUUAUUUGUUCUCUGUUAAUGUUUGUAGUGGGAGAGUUUGUUUAUGUUGUGAAGGGCAGGUCCACACACAGGCGGCGGGUGUUUUUGAGACAGUGCGGGAAGCGGGAAUCCGAGGAAAUGUGGUGAUACAUCAGCAGGUGAAGAGGGGAAUUAGUGCAGUCGUGCUGGAUCAGCCGGUUUAUUCUGUGUUUCCAUGCGGGUUUACCUCAUGGCAGCCACAACAUGUUUCUUUCGUGCCUAGGACCUCCGAUUUCAAGAAAGCCACGGAGCGGCACGCUGCACCAUAACAAGGCUCCUUGGAGAUAGAGGAAUGCAAAUCUGCAAUCAUGAUGGAAGGAUUGAAAAAACGCACCAGGAAGGCCUUCGGGAUACGGAAGAAAGAAAAGGACACUGACUCUACGGGGUCACCAGACAGAGAUGGUGGACCACAGAAAAAGACCAACGGCGCUCCAAAUGGCUUCUACGGGGAGAUUGAUUGGGACAGAUAUAACUCGCCUGAGGUAGAUGACGAAGGAUAUAGCAUCAGGCCAGAUGAGGAUGAGGGAGCAGCCCCCAAAGAAAAGUCUCACUUUUUCUCCUCCAGUGAGUCUGAAGAAGAGGAGGACCAUCGCAAAAAGUUUAAGAUCAAAAUCAGACCGCUGCCAGCAGACACUAACAUUGCAGCUCCCUCGGUAGAUGAAUUAAAAGCCUCCAUAGGCAACAUAGCUCUGUCUCCCUCGCCUCUGAGACGUAGCCCGGGGGUGGCAAAAAGAAAUCCCGGUGAAGAAAUUGCACGACCGAGACGUGCUGUUCCAACGCCGGCACCAGCUCCCGCCCCUUCCCCAACACCUGCACCUGCACCCCCUCCUGAGCCUGCUAGUAAUAAGAAAUCUCCAGUGCCAGAGGAUGCAACAGCCUUAUUCGGCCCUCCCCUGGAGACAGCCUUUGAUGAGCAGAAGACCAGUGAAGUGGUGAUAGAGGAACCUGAGGUUUGGGGUGCACCCCUGCCUGAGCAACACCUAGACUCCUCUCUGGCAAGACCUUUUCCUACAGGAACUCUGCCUCCGCUUCCGCCUAAGAAUGUGCCGACCUCCCCCCCUCCGAUUGAAUCUCCUGCUACAGAACCUACCGAUGGGCAGAAAGAAGAGGAGAAUUCAAGACAGACCUCGCAGAGGCCCUCAAUAGCUGACCUGGACAACAUCUUUGGCCCAGAAGACUCUCCAAAACCUGAUCAAGAUGUUGGAGAUAAGUGGGUCUGCUUCAACGACGAGUCACCUGAAGGACCUCCUUCAGAGGGAGAGACAGCACCUCCACUCCCCUCAUCUCCACCUCCCCCAGCAGAACCGGCACCCCCAUUACCUAAAUCGCCCCCUCCAUUAGAGGAGCCAAAUCCUCCUUUACCAAAAUCUCCACCUCCUCCUGCAGAGCCGGCACCUUCUCCUCCUUCCAUUGAGUCACCAAAGGAUAGCCUCCCACCUCUCCCGCCAGUUCCCAAAGACACCACUCCUUCUCCUCCAACUGUCCCACCUCCUCCAGUUGAAGAGGCCCCACCCCCACCGAAUUCAGAUGAUCUUUUUCACUCCAAAACAGACUUUUCGCCAUGCGCUCCUCUGACAGAGACCCAAUCAGAUGUAAUCAACAGCUCGCCGACCACUGUAGAGACAAGUGAACGCACAAUCCCUCCACCCUUGGUUCUGAACCAAGAGGACAAGAAGAGCCCUGAGGAGACCCCAUCAAAAGAGGACCCAAGUGAGAGCUGCAUUUCACCCAAAGACAUUGGUCAAGGACCACGUUCGACACCUCCUCCUCCACCACCUCCCACGUACAGGGCGGUAGUGUCAUCCCCGGGGCCCAUACCUCCAGCUGGUUCGAGUGGAAAUGAAAGUGGCUCCUCCUCCCCUGCACGUCCCUCUACGCCAUUGGCUACCAGCAGCUCUCCCCCUCCCCCUCCCCCACCUCGGCCACCCUCACGACCCAAAUUGCCUCCUGGAAAACCAAGCGUAGGGGACGUGAAUCGGCCGUUUAGCCCCCCUGUACACUCGUCAAGCCCCCCUCCUCUGGCUCCGUUGGCCCGUGCAGAAAGCACCUCUUCAAUCUCCUCCACCAACUCUCUGAGUGCCGCCACCACUCCCACCGUCGGUAAAGAGCUCUCCGUGUCUGUGUCAGAAGAUGACGCUUUUGUAGACAAACUUCCCAGCUUUGAGAGACGGGCAGACAUGCCAGCAGAGACAGACCAGCCCUCCCUCGUGUGGUUUGACAGAGGCAAGUUUUAUUUAACCUUUGAAGGCUGUUCUCGAGGGCCCAGUCCCCUCACCAUGGGGGCCCAGGACACACUGCCUGUGGCUGCAGCUUUCACAGAGACAGUCAGUGCCUACUUCAAAGGAGCUGACCCUAAUAAGUGUGUGGUGAAGAUCACUGGAGAGAUGGUGUUGUCCUUCCCGGCAGGCAUCACACGACAUUUUGCAAAUAACCCUUCGCCUGCUGUGCUAACCUUCAGCAUAACCAACUACAGUCGUCUGGAACACGUCCUUCCUAACCCUCAGUUACUGUGCUGUGACACUACGCAGCCCAAUCCCAACUCAAAGGAGUUCUGGGUGAAUAUGCCAAAUCUAAUGACCCAUUUAAAAAAGGUGGCAGAGCAGAAACCACAAGCAACUUACUACAAUGUAGACAUGCUGAAAUAUCAGGUGUUACCGAAGGGUCUACAGUCCACUCCUCUAAAUCUAGCAGUGAGCUGGAGGUGCGAGCCCACCAGUACCGAUCUGAGGAUAGACUACAAGUACAACGGUGGUGCCAUGACCACUCCUGUCGCCCUCAACAACGUUCAGUUCCUCAUCCCUGUGGACGGAGGCGUCAGCAAACUGCAGGCUGUGCUUCCCCCAGCUGCCUGGAAUGCGGAACAGCAGAGAAUCUUAUGGAAGAUUCCCGAUAUUUCUCAGAAGUCUGAGAAUGGAGGUGUGGGAUCUCUGCUGGCCCGUUUCCAGCUAACAGAGGGUCCGAGUAAACCCGCCCCGGUGGCAGUGCAGUUCACCAGUGAGGGCAGCACUCUGUCAGGCUGUGACAUUGAGCUGGUCGGCCUUGGAUAUCGUUUUUCCCUCAUCAAGAAGAGGUUUGCAGCAGGAAAAUACAUGGCGGACAACUAAACCAACGCCAUGCAAGUCUGCAUAUUUUGGACCAAUUCUGAAUAUACUUAAAACACAGGACAUGACCCCUACCUGACCUUAUGGAUAAACCUUUGUAGAUGUACAAUACAGGUGGACCUCACACACACACUCCAGCAGUAUUAUAUGAGUUGCAUUAUAAAAUGUGGACCGUUUUAGGGUGUACUUCUUAUAUUUGUGGACUGUAUUCACUUUGCAACAUCUGUAUUACGGCAGUUAAACUUUGCCCAUGGGUUUGUUCGUAAGGUUUAGCCUCUAUUUCUGUCCAACGUGUUAUUGGCUGUGCCUACCUGAACCUGAAUUCUCUGUAUCCUUCUCUAAAAGUGAUACUGAACAUGUGAUGUUUUUAUUACUCUAUGCAUUCAGUUUGUCAAAAGUAUCACAUUUUUGAACAAGGUGGCAAAUUAAGUAGGGUAAACAACUGAGGAAUGAGCCUCUGCCACAAGAUGGCGCUAUACUGUUGCAUGUAGUAUGAGGCCUGCAUCGGAUUUUGGCAUCGCUCAAGCUUACUUAGUCACGAAAACGUAUUCAGGAAUAUCUAUUUUAAUUUACACAGUGCAGUCAGGUUGAUUAAUUGGAAAACGAUAGAAAUUAUAUUUUGUCAAAUCUGUUUUUAGACAGCCACAGCUUUAAAAAUCUCCUGCUUGCAAUAGACUCACAAGAAAAAUGGUUUUCCUCAACAGAAAAGUUAUUUUAAAUUGAUAAUAUAUAUCUCGAAGGCCGUUUCGGUGUUUUCUCGUAUUGUUAAAUAGCCUUUCUGUUGUUCCCGAAGGAACGGUGUUAGACAUCAGAGUACAUGACAUCAUUCUAUUUUUAUUUAUUCAUGAUUUGUUGUAUAAAAGAAGAAAAAAAACACGAAACGAGUUACACUGUAUAUGAAUAGACUUUGAAUGGUAUCAUAAUUUAGGAUCCUUGAAGUUUUGGACUUUUUGUUAUCUGUGUAGUUGGGUAAGCUGUGUACAGUAUAAUGCUGAGGUAUAAUUUUUAAAUUUAUUUCAGAUCUCAGAUCUAAUUUUUUUAACUCAAGUGCAACAGAAAAUUUACGCUAUAUAUAUGGGUCGGGGGUGACAUUUAAAAGAGAAAACGAAACAGGAUACUGUAUCUACCUAGAUGCGUCAUGCUUAAUGUUAUUACAGUGUUAUGUAUAGCAGCACUAUUAGUUCAACAUGGAUCGUCAGCUUUUGGACAUUGUAAAUUCUUUUAUCAUUCACGCAGAUGUGUUCGUAUCCAGCCUCUCCCCCACAGCACAUAUUCUUGAGUGUCCUGAGCAUGAGCACCCCUGCGCUUCAGAACAUCUUUAUUUUGCAAACGGUAACGGUCUCUGUGAGAUGACAAGGUUCUUGAGUGGUUAAAUGACCAAAAUCGCUUUUUCUUUUCGUUUGUACAUCUCCAGAAUUGUCCUUUAAGAGAAAAUAAGCUGCAUAUUUUUUAAAUGUUUAAACCUAUGAAUAAAGUGAAAAAUAUUGUUUCUUGUGGAAAAAAAAAACAUGAAAAGGAAAAAAAACACUGUGUUACUGUUUAACUUCCCAGAUGCUCUGAUGUUCAAUGUCAAGAACAAACAUUUCGGUUACAUCUUUGAGUGUCUGAUGUAGACGUCGUGAUGGUUUGGAGAAGAAUAUACUGGUGCUUUGUGAUUCAUAGGUUUCCAUCCACAUUUAACGUUAAGGAUGAGUGUCGCAUUGCAUAUUUUCUGAGCACUGUAACUAAAGGGUUUUUUAAUGCACUGAGUUCAAUCGAAGAACAAUUUGGAGACUGUCGGCUCAAAGAAAAAAAAAAACUAUGAAUUCAAUUCUGUGUAGUGCUUAAUCAGUAUGUCUACAUGGUCUAAAGUGAAACGUCACUCAGAUGCGCAAAAGAAAUGAGAAAACUCGUGUCAGUUUCGAUGUAGAUGGAGCUGUGUGUGAAUGUUGAAUUGCAUUAGUGUGUGUGUAGGAGGGAGAGUUUGUAAGUGUGUGUGUGUGUGUGUGUGUGUCUGGCUGUCUGGUAACUGUAAAUCAUCUCUUCCCAGCAACAUGUGCAAGCUGUGUUUGUACAAAAAAAAAAAUGUUAAG